This is a messenger RNA of Penicillium lagena, 810 nucleotides long. RefSeq names its product Mpv17/PMP22 family protein. The record is from RefSeq and is a predicted model, not a curated record. Bases 1 to 810 code for a protein of 269 amino acids. The transcript has 2 exons. Lineage: Eukaryota; Fungi; Ascomycota; Eurotiomycetes; Eurotiales; Aspergillaceae. Gene Ontology annotation, cellular component: membrane; cytoplasm; mitochondrion.
AUGCCUCCCUUAAUUCCUUGCCCGGCUCUGGUUCGACAUCCUCUCCUCACAUCCCGUAUCCGCACGUUCCAAUUACAGACCCGCCAGCAGCACAAGUUUUUAACAUCCAACUUCAAUACAAGUGCGAUCACGAGAACGAGGAGGUCAACAACAAGCACGGCCAAGAAACAACAAGUGUUAAAAUCAAAAGCCAGCUCGGAAGAAGGCGCGUAUGCGGCAGGGACUACGCCGAAAACGUCGUUGAAGCGCUCCGGGGCGCUGACACGCUUUGCCGACGUAUACGGCAAGACAAAUGGCAAGAGGCCCUUCGUUGUGCAAACCGCCAGCGCGCUGGUCAUUUUUGCUCUCGGAGAUAUGAUCGCGCAGCGGAUAGGGGGAGAUAAGUUUGAUCCCGUGAAAACGGCACGCACUGCAUUCAUUGGCGGCACCAUAGGUUUUCCCCAGUUCAAAUGGUUCGUCUUCCUCUCAACGAACUUUAACUACACUUCCCGCAUACUCUCUAUAUUCACCAAAGUCCUCAUUCAUCAAGUCGUCUUCGCCCCGGCCUUCAAUAGCUAUUUUUUCUGCAUGCAAGCCUUGCUGUCAGGCGAGACGCUGGCUAGCACGUGGGCGCGUCUGAAGCUAGGCCUACCUCGGAGCCUGAUCAACUCGUUGAAGUACUGGCCCUUUGUUAUGACAUUUAACUUCGCGUGUAUCCCGCCCGAGUUGAGAAGCAUUGUCGCCGCCGUGGCUUCCGUUGGGUGGCAGACAUAUCUAAGUUAUCUAAAUAAGCAAGUGGCAGAUACGACAGCAAGGUCUACCUUAGGUUAG